UGAACACAUCUGGUUUCACUUUGUCUUGAGUAGAUUCACUCGCUUCAUUGUCCCCGAUUCUCUAUCCUUUGCAUUGAAAAAUAUUCUCUUCGAAAAUCAAGUUCUAAACUAGUAAACUCCCAAAAUGUCUGGACUUCGAAAAGCCAAGAAGUAUGACUGGAAAGACUCGAAUUUGGCCCUCUUUGGAUCGGACUUGGAGAAAAAUGUUAAGAAAGAAUCAGCCGAAGGAGAAGCUGCUUGGGAAAAUGCAGGAACUGAAGUUGGAAUACAAAUCUGGAGAAUCGUCAAGUUCAAGGUAACCCACUGGCCUAAAGAGGACUAUGGAAAAUUCUACAAUGGUGACUCUUACAUCGUUUUGCACACGUACCACAAAGACCCAGAAAGCGACGAACUUUCUUAUGACGUGCAUUUUUGGAUUGGAAAAGAAUCUACUCAAGAUGAGUAUGGUACCGCAGCCUACAAGACAGUGGAGCUGGACAAUUUUCUUGACGGCAAGCCUGUGCAGAAUCGUGAAGUACAGGGCAACGAAUCUGAAUUGUUCAAGAACUACUUUCCCAACUUUAGCGUCAUGAGAGGAGGAGCCAAUACAGGAUUCGCUAGGGUUCAACCUCAAGAUUACAAGCCUCGUCUGAUUGUUAUCGAAAUUGUUGGGAGAUCGAAAGUUCGACAGACGGAGAAGAAGUUGAAGAGAGCAAAUUUGAAGAAUGAUGGUGUAUUUAUCAUUGAUCUUGGGCUUACUAUAUACCAGUGGAAUGGGAUAGAAGCCACAAGAAGAGAAGUUUUUAAAGCCCGCUCUGUCGUUGAGAACAUCAGGUCCGAGCGACACGGUAAACCAACGGUCUUCGUUCUCGACGACCAAACAGUCGAAGAAUUCAACCCAAAACUAGCAGAAAUCAUUAAAGAUGAAAACCCAAAGAAACAAAAGGAACCAAGACCACCAGUUGAGAAAGCCUUAUUCAGGUUAUCUGAUGCCUCUGGAAGGCUUGAAUUCACAAAAAUUGCAUCAGGGGAUGAUGUCAGUCAAAGCCAACUGAACACCAAGGAUGUAUUUAUCCUCGAGACCGAAGGACGUUGCUUUGCCUGGUGUGGAGCCAAAGCGAGCAUCGACGAAAGAAGGAAAAGCAUGGAAUAUGCCCACAAAUACUUGAUGAAGAGUGAAAACCCUCUGGCAGGUAUCACCUGUGUCAAAGAGGGCGAAGAACCGGAUGCGUUCUUCAAGGCAUUCGACUAAAGUCAAAAUACGUGGACAUUUUUUGACAACUUAAGCAACAACAACACUGAUAUCACUGUGGCGGAUUUAGUAUCUGAGUCCCUUUGACCUCAUGUUCCAUUCAUUCAGUAUCUGGACCCCCUUUGAC
This is a messenger RNA of Actinia tenebrosa (Australian red waratah sea anemone), 1358 nucleotides long. RefSeq names its product gelsolin-like protein 1. Gene Ontology annotation, molecular function: actin filament binding. Gene Ontology annotation, biological process: actin polymerization or depolymerization. The record is from RefSeq and is a predicted model, not a curated record. Lineage: Eukaryota; Metazoa; Cnidaria; Anthozoa; Actiniaria; Actiniidae. Gene Ontology annotation, cellular component: cytoplasm; actin cytoskeleton.